Molecule: messenger RNA, 3356 nt
Organism: Musca domestica (house fly)
Lineage: Eukaryota; Metazoa; Arthropoda; Insecta; Diptera; Muscidae
Gene: mlt
Product: tubulin-specific chaperone cofactor E-like protein
Exons: 2
Coding region: 1512-2945 (477 amino acids)
Biological process (GO): protein folding
Molecular function (GO): alpha-tubulin binding
Source: RefSeq, a predicted model, not a curated record
ACAAAAUCAAACGCUGUUUCGCCACUCUUUCCACACAAGAGCCAUGUGUGGGUUCUCCCCGAGAGUUUCAAUUCACUACGGCUGAGCACUGAGAGCGCAUUUACAGCACAUCCAGCCAAAGAGAAGAGCAGUUAGAAUAGUGCCCGAAUGUCCGCCGCAACCGCCGCCACCAUCACAACAUUCGAUUAUAGCAACAAAUCUGUGCCAACACACAGAGUACAAGAGUGGAGCAGAUCCGACCAGACGAGAGCUGUGCAGAGCCAAACGAACUCUAACAACGAAAUAAGCGUAACAAACGUUUUUGUUUUCAACGUACGCUCGUAGAGGCAGUCAUUGUUUUUAGACAACGCCACCACCAUCACCGCCAACACCACCACUACUACACCGAACGCUUUUUCGACGCUGUUUCUGUUUCUUUGUUCAGAAAAGCCCGAAAGUAUAGAAAAAACAGUUUCCAAUAUUCACAGGCACAGCAAACGAAACAUUACAAUUCCGCGACGCGGUUACUCACUCGAACCCAAAAGUAUUUAGUGCGCAAUUAAAAGUGAAUGCAGAAGCCCGAAAUUGUUCCAGCCUGAAAAGCAGAUCCACAGCAAAACACUCCAUCAUCGAAAACAAAUAAAUUCGCCACUUGAACGAACGGAAUCGGAAAAACGCAACAAACAAAAGUGCAAUUACAUCACCCAGCUGCUAUAACGCACGGCCGUCCGUCCUGCCACCGAGUGACCAAGCGCUGCACAAGAAGCGGACGCGAGCGAGCGAGCGGGGAAAGGCACCAACACAUGUUACCUUUGCAUGUUCGUGCAAUAGAUUGGUGAAUCGCCAGUGUCGUACUAACGUCGUGGAUGCACAAAGGUGGCAAGUUUUGAUUAGCAAAUCUGCUCCAGCGGCCACAGCUGGAAGGUCGCCCCCAGAGGACUAUGUACAUUCUAAGCGGCGACAGCUGAUGUAUAGUUGUUGUUGUCGUUAGCUAUCUUUGUUAGCUGCCUAAACAAAGAGACCUCAAACUGGUUCAGUUCGCUGUGGCAAUCCAAAGGAAACUCCUCGUGCCGUGGGCUAAGGAACGACGCAAGCCGACCACCACUUCAGAGUUGCUCGUUCGUGGCAGUUCUCGUCAACGGAAGGAAAUCUAUAUUUGUAGGAAGACCACCACUCCGCGAUUGCCCUGACACAUGCCAUUGAGUGGCUGUGUGUGAGUGUUUGAGUGCCCCAAAACACAAACGACAAAGAAAAUAUAUGUAAACAAAGCACCAAAAACCAACAACAACGGCAACGACAACGACAGCAACAGCGAGUGAAGUAGAAAGCAAAACAAAAAGCAAUAGUUGGAGCACGAGCGAGAGAGAGGCUAUGAAUUGCAUCGAUUUUUCGCAACCUCUUUGAAAGAAUCAAAUGCCAACAGUCGAGCGAUUGACUUGAAUAACCGUUGCAGCUAUUCCAUCAAAAGGCAGCUAUUGUUGCAGCUUCAUUGCGACCUACCCCCCAUCCACCAACAACAACGACCCCCAAAGAUGCCUUCGCUACUGGAAGCAAUAGAACGAAAAUACUUCUCCGAUUGCGACGAUAGUCGAGGGGAAGCAGACAAAGACAAAGAUGCGGAUGCAGCAGCUGGAACAGGUGCUAACCGAUUAGUUUCCAUAUUCAUACCAAGGUUACCGCCCCUGCAGUGUGUGCCAGAGCUGUUGGUGCUGAACGACUGCGACAUUGACUGUGCGGGCGAUUUCGAGAGCAUCAAAGACAAAUGCCGUCGCGUGCGGGAACUCGACUUGGCGCAGAACAAACUGCAGGACUGGCACGAGGUCUUCCAGAUCGUGGAGCACAUGCCUCGCAUAGAAUUCCUGAAUCUGAGCAAGAACAACCUGAGCAAUCCCCUGACCAAGUUGUCCGCCCCACCCAUCACCAAUCUAAGAGGCAUUGUCCUGAACGGCACCUAUCUGAACUGGGAGAGUAUCGACGUUCUGCUCGAGAAUCUGCCCGUACUGGAGGAGUUGCAUUUAAGUUUGAACGACUACAAAGAGGUGCUCAUCGACACUGCCGAACUUGCCACCGCCGACCCGGCAAAUAGUGAUAGCUGCAAAUGCUGUGAUGCCAAGGAGUCUUCCCACACCAAGAAAUACAAAAAAAUCUCCCCCCACAAGGCAUUGAGAACUCUGCAUUUCACCGGCAACCCCGUGGAGAAGUGGCCCGAAAUAUGUCGCCUGGGUCGGAUAUUUCCCUGCAUGGAAAACUUGGUGCUGGCCGAUUGUCCCAUAAGGGCCAUCGAAUUCCCCGAAAAGUUGGACGACAAUUCCACAAUCGCUGAUGCCGCCGAAGACACUGAUUUGCCCCAGAAGCACUUUCCCAACCUGCUGUUCCUCAAUCUCAGCUAUGCCUCGAUCAACACAUGGGAUGACAUAGACCGAUUGGCCACAUUUCCCAAGCUGAAGAAUCUUCGAGUAAAGAACUGGCCCCUCUGGGACCGUCUGGAAUGUACCGAGCAUGAGAGACGCCAGCUACUCAUAGCCCGUCUGCCGAAUGUUGCCAUCUUAAAUGGAGGCGGUGUCAUAACGCCCGACGAACGCGAGGAUGCCGAAAGAGCCUUCAUCCGUCACUACAUGGACAAACCCGAAAGUGAACGGCCCAAGCGUUAUCUCGAUCUGAUUGCCAAGCACGGCAAACUGGAUCCCCUGGUCAAUGUCAGUCUAAAGCCCGACAAGCGUGUCAAAAUAAUCCUAACCUACGGCGACAAAUCCGAGUCGCGCCAUGUCGACCUCUACCGCACAGUGUCCGAUCUCAAGGUGAAGCUGGAGAAAAUAAUCCCCUUGGCUGCCAAUAAAAUGCGCCUGUAUUACGUGGACCAGGACUACAGAGAAUUUGGACCGGAGGAGAUGCGAUAUCCCAACAAGCUGUUGUACAGCUACAACAUUCAGGCGGGUGACGAGAUCAUCGUCGAUGAGAAGAAAUGAGAAGCCCUCCGUCAUUGAGAGAGAACGCCUCAAGACCCUAGCUGAGGUAGCCUUGUGUGCAUCGCAAUGACCUCUUCUUCCCCCAUUGCUGGUGAUCGAGUCUGCCGGGCCCACAACCAUAAUCCCUACAUUUAUAUUCUAAUGUAUUAUUGAUAUCCCCCUUACCCUUGGUACUCGCUCACAACACACACACACAAAACAAACACAAAUAAAAGUUUUAUUCACUUGUGUAAAUAGCAAAGCGUAUUCAACGAACCAAUUCAACUAUCUAAACCUUAACAACAACAAAAAAAGCAUAUACAGCAACAGUAAUAAUAAGAAUAUUAACAUAACAAUAAUUAAAAUAAUAAUAACAAACACAAUAACAAUUAAUUGAUGAUGUGUAAAUAAAAGCAAAACAUAUGAAUUGAA